Molecule: messenger RNA, 7995 nt
Organism: Xenopus tropicalis (tropical clawed frog)
Lineage: Eukaryota; Metazoa; Chordata; Amphibia; Anura; Pipidae
Gene: ppm1e
Product: protein phosphatase, Mg2+/Mn2+ dependent 1E
Exons: 7
Coding region: 171-2132 (653 amino acids)
Cellular component (GO): nucleus; cytoplasm
Molecular function (GO): protein serine/threonine phosphatase activity; cation binding; metal ion binding
Source: RefSeq, a predicted model, not a curated record
CCUUCCCUGGCCACACCCCCAACCUGUCACGGAGCCCGCCCCCAGGAGCUCUCCAGCAGCUGUGCAGCCCGCACCCACAACCACUGACAGCGCUGCUACAGGAGUGAGUGCUGCUGCUACCGCCGCCGCUAGUCUUUCCUCUUGUUCCUCGUGUCCAGGAAUGAGAAGCGAUGUCCGGCUUAUCCAGCGAGGAGAAAAACUGCCGCAGGUUCCUGGAGCUUUUCUUAGGGGAGUUUAGAGGAACCUUCGGGGAGGAGGACCCUAUCCCACUCCGGCCACUGACUGACCACAUCACCCCUGAAGAGGUGGAAGGAGAAUCUCUGGACCUGUGCCUGCAGCAUCUGUGCAAAUAUAAUUGCCCGUCUUUCCUGGCUGCUGCAUUGGCAAGGGCAACAGCAGAUGAAAUCCUGCAAAGCGACCUGUCCGUGUACUACUCGCCAAAGCAUGUGGAUGGCACAGAGGGGAUCAUACAACUUGAGGCCAUAAAACUUGCCCGCGGAGUGUUUAGCAAACUGCAUGAAAUCUGCUGCAGCUGGGUAAAAGACUUCCCCCUGCAACGCAAACCACACAUGUAUUAUGACAUCUCUAUCCACGCAAUCAAGAACAUGCGGAGAAAGAUGGAGGACAAGCAUGUCUGUAUCCCAGACUUUAAUAUCCUAUUUAAUCUGGAGGAUCAAGAAGAGCAAGCUUACUUUGCUGUGUUUGAUGGUCAUGGAGGAGUAGAUGCUGCUAUUUAUGCCUCUAUCCAUCUACAUGUGAACUUAGUACGACAAGAAAUAUUCCCACAGGAUCCAGCUGAAGCACUCUGCAGAGCAUUUCGUAUUACAGAUGAGAGCUUUGUGCAGAAAGCAGCUAGGGAGAAUCUUCGAUGUGGAACAACAGGCGUGGUGACCUUUAUCCGAGGGAACAUGCUACAUAUUGCCUGGCUAGGAGACUCACAGGUGAUGUUAGUACGAAGAGGUCAAGCUGUGGAGCUAAUGAAGCCACAUAAACCAGACAGAGAGGAUGAAAAGCAUCGAAUCGAGGCCCUGGGAGGCUGUGUUGUCUGGUUUGGGGCAUGGAGGGUUAACGGAAGCCUUUCUGUCUCCAGAGCCAUUGGGGAUGCAGAGCACAAGCCAUAUAUUUGUGGAGAUGCUGAUUCUGUCUCCACUGUCCUUGAUGGCUCUGAAGAUUACCUCAUUCUGGCAUGUGAUGGAUUCUAUGAUACAGUCAACCCUGAUGAAGCUGUAAAAGUGGUGUCUGACCAUCUGAAAGAGAACAACGGAGAUAGUAGCAUGGUUGCCCAUAAGUUGGUGGCAUCUGCUCGUGAUGCUGGCUCAAGUGAUAACAUCACCGUGAUUGUGGUAUUUCUCAGGGACCUGAACACGACAACUGCAACUGAGCAAGAAAAUAACCAAACUGAGAACUCUUUUGACGGUGGUCAAGAAGACAAUGGAGAUGAUAAAGAGAACCAAGGAGAUUGUAAAGGAUCGUGGCCUCUUCACCAGUGCUCAGCGCCGGCUGAUCUUGGAGGCUAUGAUGGGCGCGAUUCCUUCACAGACAGAACUAGCUUGAGUCUUGGCCCUGAAGUAAAAGUUCUAGAAGAGCAAGACUAUCUAAACCCAUUGCAGGGGGGUGAUGGCAAACCGCGUAGUGCCAAAUGUUUACCAUGCUCCCAAGUGACCAGUGCUAGCUCACCAAAGAGAGCCAGUGGAAGGAAAGAGCUUUUAGAAGGGUCUUCAUUUUAUUUAGAAAAAGGCUUUCGUGAAGGCGUUUCCAGCAGUCAAGGAUUGGGAUGUAUUGAUAUUUUAAUGCCCAGAAAGGAGGGUUCACUUUGUCCUUCUUGGGAUUUAAAAGAUAAAUGUUUGGAAGCCAUGAUGAAGGCCCCCUUUCAUUUAGCUCCCUUACAUUUCAGAAAGAGGAGAGGAGGGACUAAGGCAAAACCAAAGUUUUCACAGCUUCGCUCUUCCCAAAAGCCUUGUUACAAAGUUCAAAAUGUGCCCAUGCAAAGUGUUGUUAAAAAUAGGGUAUCAAUGCAUAGCUCUGUAAGAUGUAGGAAAGGUAGUCAUCAAGAUACUCUGGUGAAUAGAGCAUUGUUAAGAGAGAGCAACUGUAUAGCACUGGCAGAUCUACAUAGAAGCUAUAAAAUGUAAAAAUCUACAAACCUUGUGAGUUAUAUAAUUGUAGUGUUCCAGUGAAUUAGGUUAGAUAGACCUAGAUUUAAAUGGCAUUCUUUUCAUAACUUAGUGUAUUGAUCUCACCCCAUGCAGUGUACAGUGUGGCGUCCUGUCUUAAGGAAAACAAACAGUUUCUCAAGAAAGAGAACUCAGCGUUAAAUUCAGACAAUGGGAACCACUUGUCAUUAACCCUAUACAUGUCAUUAAUCUUACCCAUAGUACUUCCCACUUGAGGCCAAUGACUACAUCGGGCAGCAUUUAGCAGUCAGGGGAGAAUCAGAGAAUGAAGACAGAUGAAGUGUGUUGGCCGCUCACAAAUGGGGAUUGUUAUAAUAAUGCAGGCUUAUUUAACACAACAGCAAUAUAGGGAAAUUUAUAUUAAGUUCUGUUUGUCUUGGUAACACUUAACAGCACUGCUGGUAUGAAUGGCACAGGGUAACCAAAGCCUUUCAUGGAAAGGUUAUAAUAUAUAUCCAUUAUGUCCUAAAAUUUCCAAGCCUUGUUUCCAGAUAACAGUGAUUUCUUAAAGGGUUUCUUAAAUAAAUAUUGAUGAAUAUAAUUAUCCCCAGUAUAUGCAUGACAAUAACAAAAAAAACACUAAAUUAACUUUGAUUAACUCUAGGAAACGUGUUGUUUCCAUUUAUUUCCCAUUAAAUAGACAAUAAAAUAUGAUGUCAUAAAGACAGAACAUUCCUUCUCUUUGUAUUGUCUUACGUUAACAAAGGGACUUUGGCAGCACACGUAACUACCUUGAGAUACUGACAGGUCUGGACUGGGAUUCAAUAUAGGCCCUGGCAUUUCAAGUAAACAGAGACCCAGUAAGUCCCCCAGAGACCCUGUCUUAGAGCAGCCCCUCUGGCAUUUGCCAGAAUCCACUGAUUGCCAGUCUGGGCCUGGAUACCGUGGAUGUGUUACUGAUCUCUCAAAAUAAAGCCAAUGCUCCAGAAGUGAAAUUUACAUUCCCUACUACUAUGUAUUGUCAAUAAUUAGUCAUCUUUGCAAGUGCAUAUUAUAAACAGAGGGGUUUUAGGAACAUGUUUAUGGCAUUUGAAUUAUGUGCCGCCAUCAUCACUUCAAUCCCCCCCAUAUUGGUGUUCUGUUUAUCUCUAGACAUAUUGCUGGCACCAUAAUGCUGGGUUAUUUUUUCUUGAGAAAUGUGGUCAGUUUUUAGCCACCCGGGCUUUUAUAUAUGAAAGGAAGUCUCCAGAACCAACACAUAUUAUCAGAGGGAUAAAACCCUUAUGGCCCUCCUUACUGCAGAACAAUUCUGCUAAAUCUCAUAAAUACAAAGGAGGCAUGGGAGCACAGGCUAUUAUUUAUUAUAAGCAAAGUGCACAUUCCCUUAGCCCAUAUAACUUUAUGGAGGGUUAUGGAUAUUGGGAGCUCUCUUCAUAUUGAUUGCAAGGAAUUUUGCAAGCAAUGUAGCAGCCCCCUCUUAUAUUUUAUUAGCAAAGAUACUGGGAAUGAAUGUUCAAUACAGAAAAAAAAUUGGUUAUUUCUUCUUACAUCAAUGUUUAUUUAAAGGGAACUAUAUGGAAAAUAACUGUUACUUAUUAUUGUGUAAUGUUCCAGUGGGUAAAGAAAUCCUGGCAUUCUGUGGUUGUUGUCUUGCCUCCCUAAGCCCAACCUUCUACACCUGCUUAGAGCAGUUAAUAGAACAUAUGAUGUUAUAUGUAUGCCCAAAAGAAACUUGGCUGCCUUUUACGCAUGAUCUGGUUCUGGACCCAAAGGUGAUGUUUCAGAACAAUCAAUUUUUAAGUGGCCUAAUGUUUCCUGUGUUUUAGUAUCUAGCAUUUCACUGCAGUCACAACUGCAUUUUCACAUCUGUACUUUAAAGAGAAAACCUAUAUAUAUUAAUAUCCUAUUUUUAUAGUGGAAGAUGUCACACUUUAUAAUGGCAAUAAGGCACUGCUAGAGUAUAAUGAGAGUAUAGUUCCCCCAAAGUGAUUACUGCUGAUAACCGAACCUCUUCAGUGCAAGGAAACUCAGGUAUGAGGGUAUUGGGUCAAGAACUGAACCACAAAAAACCACGGGAUCAUUUCCAACAUUCAUUCAUGGGCGAAGUUUUCUUAUUGUGUGAAAGUGAAUGAAACCUCACAAUGCCAAUCUGAGUUUCACUGUCAGUUGUAUAAUCUCCAGCCUCAAAUACAUAGAAUGGAAAGAAACCACAUGAGAAUGCAUCACCACUGCUCUCCCACUGCCAACCCCUUUUAUUAUCUAAAUAGAACCAAACACCAUUCAGUUUUGUAUUAUGGGAUGAAUUAUGCCAUAAAUGAUUCCUCUGUCAUUACAUGAAAUCUAUUCCUCAAACAGCACAGCAUGCCCAUUUCCAUAUGGAGUCAGUGUACAGACGGGAUCUGCCUUAAUUUCAUGCUCCAUUUUCUCUCUACGGAAAAACUGUUUCAACAUUCUUAUUAAGGUAUCUGACAUUGAGCUUGUUUUCUGCACCUAAUAUACAGCUAUAGGGGCUAUACAUUUACAAACUCACUCCUGUUCCAGUGAUGUCAGACUUACUUACAUUUACCACUGAUUUAUUGUCUUGUGGUCCAAUUGUCAUUUUACAGGGGCUACAUUUGUUGGCUGGCCCUAGCUAACACUCGCAUAUGCCCAACCUGUAACCGAUACUGCCACCACCAGUAGCAUUCAGAAAUUUCUAAGUUGGACAUCCCUGUAUUCAUUUAUUAAACAGUAAACACAUGGGCCAUCAAAAAAAUCAUAUUACUACAGACAAAAAAUAGCUUUUAUUAAAUCUAGUGAUAUAAAAUGAAUAUGAAAUAUAAGAAGAGGAACAUUGGCAUCACAUGGCCCAUUGUAUCUUACUCUUUCCGGACAUCCUGCAAGGAAAAGUAAUAAACUUGUGUACUGUAAUAUACAGGUAUGGGAUCUGUAAUCCGGAAACCUGUUAUCCAGGUAGCUCUGAAUUACAGGAAGGCCAUCUCCCAUUGGGUCCAUUUUAAUCAAAUGAUUAUGGGUUUUUUUUCUCUGUUAUAAUAAAACCGUACCUGAUCCAAUCAAAUAUAUAACUAAUCCCUACUGAAGGCAAAACAUUCCUAUUUGGUUCAUUUAAUGUUUAAAUGGUUUAAUAGUAGACUUAAGUAAGGAGAUCCAAAUCCCAAGCAUUUUGGAUAACAGAUUCUCUACCUGUGUUGUGUGCUACACUGUAUAGACAGAAAAAAUGGAGUCUGCAGGGUUGUCACUGAACACAAUUAAAGCAGGUUUGGCAGUCCCUCCAUACUACAUUUACAUUUCUCCAUUAAAUAAGAACGUAAUAACAUCCAUACAUCUGUCUUAUAACUUCUGCAAUUACUGAGAAUGGAUUGGAAUUGAAAUAAUGCAGUCUUUCUUGCUCCAGUAAUAUUGGUGCAUAAAACAAGUAGCCAUUAUAUUAUAGAGCCUUUGAUUGGUUGGGCAGUUUUGACAGAUUGAUAACUGAAAGGCAAAUAUGGGUUGCAAUCUAUUACUGCUCGUUGGUAGGAACAGUAGGGAAGCCUUUUAGCACCUAAUCUCCUAUUUCUUGUAUAGUCAUUUGAAAAAAUAUUGGCAGCACCGGUACCCUCGUGGGACUUUUCUCCUUAAGGAUUUUGAUUCUUUAGCAGCUUUUCAAUUUCCUUACCUGAACAUGUUUAAUUAACUAAAACAGGGCUUAUUGGCAGGUUUAUAGAACAGGGCACCAAUUCUUCUAGCAAUUGCCCUAUUAAAUAUUUCUUGGGCAUAUGUUUCUCAUUCCCAGAGAUGGCAAGCUGGCAGUCACUCACAUAUUACUAUGCUAAGAAUAGUUCCCUUUUGUAAUAAAUUGAUCCAGUGAGUCCAUGGUGUACUGAUAAGAGAACAAAUCAAAUGGCACAUUCAUCAACUAGAAAGCACUGCCUGAUGAUUUACAAGCGAUCACAGUUUAUGGCCUCCACUUGUCACCACGUUGCCCAGAAACCGUUGUGUUGGUCCAUAUGGACUGACUCGUGUAGAAGUAAUAGCUGCAGCGGAUUCAAGUGUGGCUCCCACCUCCACCCAGAAUACAGUGUUACACGUGAAUCAGUCCUUGUGUCCAGUGUUUACGUGCUUCUCACCAGGCAACAACCCUGUGCUGGUUACAAAACAUAAGCUACUUUGCUCACUGGGUUGUCUUCAAAAUACCUAGAAGCAUUAAUGCUGCUUGUAGACUUCCGCUGCAUGUAGGCUAGAUUCCUCCAAUCUGCCAUUAUGCUCUACAAUAGCAGUGAUAGUUUAUUGGUCUGACACUAUUCUGCUCUGGGUUUUCCAUUGUAGACAAAAGCAGUGCUUUGUGAAAUACUGCUGUGUCCUCUCUUCAUUCUGCUGGUGAUUAGAAGAUCCGUGCCCUUAUUUGCUGCUUGCUGGUGUAAGCAAUAAGUCCCCCCCUCCAACUACUAAUAGCUAACAUUUCCGUCUCUUGUCAAUUAUUAUGGUAUUACUUGGUGAUUACGUAAAAACAGAAGUACAAGACCAUUAUUAAUAAUCUAUAUAACAUAGUAUUUAUUAACUGUUAAUGCUGAGGGUGGAACUCUUAGCUUCUAUGUCCUGUAAUUUUAGUGUUCCUAGUAGUGAUGGUAAUGUGCAAACAAAUGGAAAAAAAUCAUAAAAAAAAAAAAUAUAUAUAUAUAUUUACGCCUCAGAUUCAGAACUGGAGUAUCCCUUUUGCCGUUAGAAAACCCUUCUCAUCUGGUAGAAAUUAAAGCGUACAUUUUAUUGUUUUGGUUUUGAGAGAAACUUUUUGAAGCCAUCAACCUAGCACUGUUCAAAACUUGCUUGUAAGCUGCUCACUGUGAGUUUGAAAUGGACCAAUGCGGUAUUGGUCGGCUUGUACGCACUUACGUUUUGGUUUUUUUAAAGGGAAUAAGCUUCCCCUCUCACACAGCUGUGAUCCCCACCUGGGUUUUUAAACUCAAAGGUGGUGGGGAAACAUUAUACAUAUGUAAAUAUUUGGUUGUGUGCCUAGAAGUGCCAUCCGUUGUCCUUGCAAAUAAACCAUCAGACCAUUGUUAAGGUUAAAAACGCAUUAAGAAAUCAUGAUCUUGGUUCUUUUUAACUUGUUUCUGGCUAAUACUGUUUUUUUUCUUCUGCAGUUUUCCAAGGGCGACAACAGAUUAACUUGUAGGUUUGGUUCAUCUAACGGUGCAUUUAUUGGGGCUUUAGAAUCUGGGCAGUCUGUGUGUUAUAGGGUGGGACUACUAGUAAUUAGAAAUAGUCACUCACUUUUUAAUAGACUCGUACAAAAGGCAUUCUGGGAAACUGCCGUGAAGCGCCUCAUUCCCAGGCAGCAGUAUUGGGAACUGAAUUUCUGUCACUGGAAUUUCAGAAAAUAGUAUAAAAUGCCAAUAAAAAACAUUUUGAUUUUUUUAUAUCAGGUGUGAGAGAAAAUCUACAGUAAAUAUUAAGUAUUUUUUUUUUAACAAGUACCAAAAACAAUAACAGUUCUGUUGGAUGGUUUCCUAUUGCACUUUCCAUAAUGCUUGUGUGCCGUACAUUUUUUUCUUGCAAAAUUUUCAUUUAUUUCCUCUGUAAGGUGUUCAUAUACAGAGCUGUAUUCAUACUAUAGUAUAAGCAUUUCAGUAUCCACUGACAUAACUUUAAUCUCAACCCAAUUAUUUGUUUAUAGUGUGCCUAUGGCGCUAGCUUGCCCUGGAUUGUUUUACCUUGAAAGGAUUCCAAGCAGUCUUGCCAGGAGGGCGUCUAUAAACAAUACUAUGCACUUGGUGUCAAAUUGGGGAGUUGACUCUUGUAACAAACAAAGGAGGUUCCUCUGAAUUUCAUUUCAAGAUGUUCUGUCAGAUAAAAAUGUUGUUGGGAUUUAACCAGUAUAGUAAUAAAAACAAUACAAACUGCA